Messenger RNA from Cephus cinctus (wheat stem sawfly), 3216 nucleotides. Its product is annotated as WD repeat-containing protein CG11141. The record is from RefSeq and is a predicted model, not a curated record. Bases 386 to 2680 code for a protein of 764 amino acids. The transcript is spliced from 9 exons. Lineage: Eukaryota; Metazoa; Arthropoda; Insecta; Hymenoptera; Cephidae. Gene Ontology annotation, molecular function: protein binding.
UGCAUGCAUAUGAUCAAAAUGUAACUUGCUCUCAGCGUUGUCGGCUUAUUUCCGAACACACCUACAGUGUUUUGGAGUACAUAAAAACGCUUGCGUGAACAGACAUAAUUAACGCAAUCGCAAUCUAGAAAAUAUUUAAUUGUGUAUUGUAUGGGCGUUCAUACAUGCUCGUGUCGAAUGACACGAAAAAAGUGUCAACAUUUUUGACAAACUGGUUGAAUAUAUUUUCUACAAAAACAGAGUUUUUCAUUUAUAUUUGUAGGACGAGUACUUGGAACACGAUGAAGAUAUCGCGUUCGAGAGCGUCGGACUCACUAGUGCUAUAAAAUUUAUCUAAUUACUCUGAACUGUACGCCAGGAGAAUCCACAUUUCAUCAGAAACAGGAUGACAACUCCUAUGUGUGAGGAUGGUGGUCCACUCCGAGAGUGGGCACCGCUCUCUAUACUCCUGCAACAAAUUCCUGUCAAGUGUCAAAAUGGAAUUUUUACACAGGAUAUGAGUUUCACAAGUAUCGACGCAGUCGCUGAAUACAUUGCUAUUGGUACUAAUCAUGGUCUUGUUUACUGGUAUAGCAGAGAGAAGGGAGAUUUGCAAAGAUUACGAUGUGAGAAUAGUAAUGCACCAAUUACUUGUGUACGUGUUAUAUCCACAGUAGACUAUAUGGUAGCUGUUGGCAACGACCAGGGUGUGGUAUCAGUUUUUCAAAUACCUAAAAAUCCCCCUGAUUCGUUGCCUGAUAGUUUGAAACCUAAGCAAAAGAAACAAGUUGAAAGAUACACCAUAGCUGGUUUGCAUAAAAGUGCAGUAACUGCAGUGGAAUGGUCUAAGAAUGGAAUGAAGUUGUUCAGUGGAGAUAAAGAUGGCCUUGUAGUACUGACAGAAAUUGACUUUUACAUGCAUCUUUCAAAAUCUUCGGAGCUACUUAAUGAAAAGUAUUCUGUAGUCCAACUUAGUUACCAACAAGGCCAUCUUCUUGUAUCUACAGUAUUUCGUACUAUUUUAGUAAAUCGAUCACAAAAUGAUAAAGUAUCUCAAGUUGGUCAGAAAGAACGUAAAAUGCUAGGAAGACUUGGAGCUACUUUUGGUCCUUGUCAGGACCACACAAGAGACCCAGUUAUUUAUGCCAGCCGACCAGGUUUAAGAUUAUGGCAGGCUGAUAAAUUUGGAACAGUUCUGAAGACUCUGAUCUUUAAGGACGCAGUGCGGUCGACUCAUACUGAAGUAGAAUUAUUAAAUCCGGCAUCAGAAACAGCUAAGCUCAAUCGUAGUGAACCAACAUUUGGCGUAGUAUUACCUUUCUGCGAUGAUCUUCUUGUAACCUACAACGAUGAGAUGAUUUAUGUCGUAAAUCCGGCUACCAUAGCCAUUACAUCUGCCGUUACGGAUUUACGUCGGAUAACAAACGUCGCCUGCACCAAAGACGAAAUUUUUAUUCUUGAAGGCGACCGAAAUAUCAUACGCCUCGCCUAUUACCCGGAAACGAAUAACCUUUCAUCUAGCAUCAAUAUGGAAUCUUUGAUAGAUCCCUUAGCAUCUAUAGCGGAAAUCAGUAGACCAGUAACAGCUGGUAUUUUAGAAUUAACUUCCAAAUUAAAAGAAAGCUCAAUCGUGCCGGCCAUUCCAUUUCGCAAAAUAAAUCCAACUAAUUUUAUCCAAUCCAUGAGUAUGCUAUCAACAGUUAAUGUAGGCACUGAUACCACUACAGUAAUAAAUGCUGAAGAAGCUACAGAGAUGCCACCUAUAGUACCCUUAAAUUUAAACACACCUUUGAUAACGGAUGUCGACUUAAUACCUGAACACAGUAUUCCCAACAAGCAUGACGUCCAAAAGGAAGAAGAGUGUCGCAAUGACCGUCGUUUCAUAUUCCACGAGAUAGGUCGACAGGAAUUCGAGGACAUAGUAUUCACUCCAGAACGUAAAAGUAAAAGAUCAGGAUACCGUCUGUUAAAUGGCAAUGAUAAUCCAUCGUCUCAAUCAGACAGUGAUGACUGUACAGUAAAUCUUAACAAAAAUAUUAUUGGCAACAACAACAAAUCAAUGAGAACAACUCACUCCUCAUUGUUAACACUCAGUAUUGAUGAUGACUUCAUAUUCAGAACGGAACGACCUAAUUUAGAGACUAUUCAGAGAGACGUGGAGACCAAGGAAAAGCUUUUGGCGAGCGUUUUGAACUUUGACCUCUCUGAGUACAUGACAGGCGAUCGUAUAUACUCAACAGAUUCCAGCACGCCAAACUCAAUAGACACGAUAACCUAUGUCAAUUGCAAUGCGCACACAAAUGGCAUGACUACUAUUAUUAACAGAAGUCUCGUGGAACCAGAACAGGUUCUGGAAGUGAAGAACGAGGAUGAAGAGGAAACUAGGAGCGAGAAUACUGAGACAGAGUCCGUUGACGAGGAGGAUGAAAGUUAUAGGACUGAAUUAAAGAAACUCGUUGAACUUGGUGAAUGCAGCAAGAAAUUAUUACAAAGUAAACUGGCCGAACCGAGAAUACCGGAUGCGUGUAUUGGCCAAUCAAAUAUUGAGAGCAACACUCUGAGGAAGGCAUUACCGACUGAAUUUGCUCCUGAACUGUGUGGUGUUGAUCAUCAUCAGGAAUUAGAGAUUCGUUUCAAUGUUCUUUCGAAGGAAUUCGUGACGUCCGCUAUUAUCGAGGAUGCAGAUUGGGUUCUACUAUAGUUCUCAUUUAUCUGAAUAUUAAUUCUAAAUACUAAUUAUAGAACAAAGAAAGAGUUAAACGAAGGAUUUUUCUUUCCGAAAUUAAGUGAAAUGGUCCCGUGACGCAGGAAAUGACUUAUUUGGUGUGAAAUGCAAUUUCAUAUUAUGAGGGAAUAAGUCGCGUGAUAUAGACAGUAUCAAUUUUUAUUUGUUAACCGUGUCGUGUAACAUUAUAUAAUACUACGAGACUAAAUCAUUCGUACUUUUAUUUACUGAAAAAAACUUGAAGUUAUCAGUGUAUUCGAUUAUUAUGCAAAUCGUUUGCGACAACUUUGUAUUUAUUCUAGUCAUUUACAUAAAAAAAUAUAGCAAGAGCAACAGCAACGGCAGUCGUCAAAAACGAUAAGAAAAAAUAUAUAUCCUGGAAUUACUCUACUAAAUAACGAAUAAUUAGUUUCCUUGAAUUAAAGUUAUAUUUGACCUCUUUUAACAUGAAGAAUGAAUUGUACUGUCAUGCUAAAAUAAAAUAACGUUCCGACGCAAUUUUAUAAUCAAAA